Messenger RNA from Coregonus clupeaformis (lake whitefish), 3645 nucleotides. Its product is annotated as zinc finger MIZ domain-containing protein 2-like. NCBI's taxonomy places the organism in Eukaryota, Metazoa, Chordata, Actinopteri, Salmoniformes, Salmonidae. Bases 491 to 3220 code for a protein of 909 amino acids. The record is from RefSeq and is a predicted model, not a curated record. Gene Ontology annotation, biological process: regulation of transcription by RNA polymerase II; protein sumoylation. Gene Ontology annotation, molecular function: zinc ion binding; SUMO ligase activity. The transcript has 19 exons.
UGAAGUCGGAGAUUUCCGACUUCCCAGUUGUUCUGAACUCGACAUUAUGAAGCCAGUAAGCAACGUUAGUGAGAGGCUAGGGCAGGGUUCUCCAUCAAACUAGCAAGCUUGGGAGAUGGACAAUGUUACACGCUUUUAAAACUAAUCGAAUAAAAGCUGUACUUUAUUUAAAUAGCACGAAUGGUGCAGAGCGCUGCAGAAGGUAGCUGGUUAGCCUAAACACGUUUACUGGAUAGACCAGCCAGGACAACCUUUAGACAUUUAGCUACCUAGACAAUUUAUCCUGCAAUCUAGGAAGCUAAUUUAUUUUAUCAAUACAAUUUAUCUUAAUGAAACCGGGUCCCAAGCUUCCAGAAAACUGGUGUGUUUGCGCAUUACUGCCGUGGAGCUCAGACUGCAGCCACGCAGACUAACCCCAGGCAGUUGAAGUUGAAGGCUCCCUGCUGGUUGAGGAGUUUUGGGGCUCCCUGCUGACCCCAACGUCCCUCCAAUGAACUCAGUGAAAAUUGGCCUUUCUCCUAAUCCACACAGUGAAGGCUCCUACCCUUAUGACCCUGUGUCCUGGCAGCAAGGCAGCAAUCAGCCGGCAGGCUCCUUGUCUGUGGUAACUACUGUGUGGGGGGUGACCAAUCCUUCACCCAGCCAGGGCCUGGGUGGGAACCCGAUGGGUCCAGGUGGGAACUCUGGCAGGGGCCACAUGAUUCGCGGCAACAUCCCUGGGAUGGGCCAGCAGUUUAUGAGUCAACAGGGAUACCCAGAGCCCAACAAGGCCUACAUGCAUCAGGGCAUGUACGGCAGGGGCAACGGGGGCUACCCAGCUGGACCUGGCUACGGGGGAAGUUACCCCAAUAACGGAGGGGGGUCUAUGGGCAUGCCCCCUCACAGCAUCCACCCUCAAACCGACUUCACACAGGCGGCGGUGGCAGCAGUGGCCACAGCGGCUGCCACAGCAACGGCCACUGCCACGGCAACAGUUGCUGCCAUCCAGGAGAAGCAGAACCAGGAGAUGAAUUAUGGCCAGAUGGGUGGUGGUGUGGGCUACAACAGCCAGUUCAUGCAACACCUGGGCACCAGGGGUCCCCUUGGCAUGUCUCCGGCAGGUAUGGGUCCCGCUCGUCCCCCGUCCAUGGGGCCCAUGUACGGGGCCCCUCAGGUCCAGAGGAUGCCUCAGCAUCCAGGCUACACCGGGGCUCAGCAGGGACCCCCCAGGCCGCAGCAGGGACUCAAACGCCCAUACAGCGCUGAGGGGUUUCCCGGGAAGCAGUAUGGUCCAGGCAUGGUGGGCCCUGGCCCCGCUCCUGGUCAGAGCCCCUAUCCUGGGCAGCCCAUGCAGUACCACGGCGGUCCAGGGCCCCAGCGCCCAGACACCUCCCCAUCCUACCAAGGCCACAAGAUGCCAAUCCAGCAGGGCAACAUGGGCCAGUACCCUUCGGGACCAGCCAACCCAGGACAGGAGAACAAGUCGGAACAGUUCAACGGACAGGGCAACACUCUGAAUGCGAACGGGGGAGCUUACAACACCUUCAACCAGGCUGCAGUCAAUAGGCUUGGCAGGCCAAUGCCUGGUUAUCCAAGCUCUCCCCUUCCUGGAAACCCAACCCCUCCCAUAACCCCGGGGAGUGCAGUGCCCCCCUACAUAUCCCCUGGCCAUGACGUCAAGCCCUCCUUCCUGCCUGACAUCAAACCAAACAUGAACUCCCUACCGCCACCACCCCCCACAGGUAACCCUAGCAAUGACCUGCGGCUGACCUUCCCUGUACGAGACGGCGUGGUGCUGGAGCCUUUCCGCCUGGAGCACAACUUGGCCGUUAGCAACCACGUCUUCCAGCUGCGCGACUCUGUUUACAAGACCCUCAUGAUGAGGCCUGACCUGGAGCUCCAGUUUAAGUGUUACCACCACGAGGACCUUCAGAUGAACACCAACUGGCCAGUGUCAGUGCAAGUGAGCGUCAACGCCACGCCCCUCACCAUCCAGCGCGGCGACAAUAAGACUUCCCACAAGCCCCUGUACCUGAAGCAAGUGUGCCAGCCUGGGAGGAACACCAUACAGAUCACUGUCACCGCCUGCUGCUGUUCUCACCUGUUUGUGCUCCAGCUGGUCCACCAGCCGUCAGUGCACUCAGUGCUGCAGGGUUUGAUGAAGAAGAGGCUGUUGCCAGCGGAACACUGUGUUACUAAGAUCAAGAGGACCUUCAGCAGUGGCACCAUCCCAGGGACGCCGGGGCUGAACGGGGAAGAUGGGGUGGAGCAGACGGCCAUCAGGGUGUCCCUCAAGUGCCCCAUCACCUUCCGCCGCAUUCAGCUGCCAGCGCGGGGCCACUACUGCAGGCACAUACAGUGUUUCGACCUUGAGUCCUACCUGCAGCUGAACUGUGAGAGGGGGACCUGGCGCUGUCCUGUGUGCAAUAAGACAGCUCUACUGGAGGGGCUAGAGGUGGACCAGUACAUGUUGGGGAUUCUUAUCUAUAUUCAGAACUCGGAAUAUGAGGAGAUCUCUAUUGACCCGGUGUGCAGCUGGAAGCCCAUUCCCAUCAAACCCGACCUUCACAUCAAAGAGGAGCCGGAUGGGCCAGCACUGAAGCGCUGCCGCACCCUGAGCCCCAGUCACAUGAUCCUGCCUAGUGUCAUGGAGAUGAUCGCCACCCUGGGCCGAGCCUCGUCGCCCUACCCCUCCAUGCCAGCAGGGGUAAAUGGCAGCACUCCGGACUACCCCAGCCAAGGAUCGGGAUACCCUAACCAGCAUGGGUUCUCAGUCUUCCCAAAUGCCCCUGGCACCCCUAAUGUUGGGGAGUUCUCCUCGGGACGACUCCCCCUCUCCUACCAGGCUGACCUGCCAAGUGGACUCCUCACUCCAGACAAGCCCUUGGGACAUACCAUGUCAUCCCAGGUACUUACAAUUCCCCAUUCGGGCUGCAUGGACUCCUCCCACAGUUCUCUCCAACAGCAACAGCAUCAGAAGCAUCCAGGCCUCGAUGGCAACUCGCACCUCAGGGGACCAGGAGCACCAAUGAUGCAGCCUCGCAAUCCCUCCCAAAACACCAGACUACACACAGAACGCUCCUUUGGGUUAGGGGGUUCCGCUGGCUCUGAGGUGCCAGAGCCUUCCUUAGAUUUACUUCCUGAAUUGACAAAUCCUGAUGAGCUGCUGUUAUAUCUUGGCCCCCCUGAUUUACCGAACAACAGCAAUGAUGACCUACUCUCUCUCUUUGAGAACAACUGAGUCCCGGUGCUUCUCUCCUCUCCGGUCUCCCACUGUUCCCUGCAACACAUAAACUACAAAAAAUAAGUAUCCCAAUGACAAUGUGGGUAUAAAAAAAUACGUAUUGUAAUAUAAGAGCUCUCCUUGAGCCGAAAAUGGGCUUCAGCAGAUGGGAUGUCAAGAAUACUUUUGAAUAUGAGGAAAGUCAUUAUUUGAUGUCCUUUGUCUGACUAUGAACUUUGGUAACAUAUUUUGAUUUAUAUCUUUAAACUAUUGCCUCAUCCAUUCCCUUGUUGCUACCUUUCUUGCCCAAGUGAUCAAAUUGUACUUAAGUGCUUCCUUAUUAGAAUCACAUUCAUUGUAUGUCAUUUGGAAGGGAUUCAGACCCCUUCACUUUUUCCACAUUUUGUUACGUGACGGGCUUGUUCUAAAAUGGAAUAAAUAAA